ACGGAUUCCACGUCAAUCAUUUCUCACUGGCCCCAAUUUUUGUUUUAGCAUUUCAUCAAACUUGUUCUCUUCAUCAUGAUAAGGCCCGUCACUACCUUGAAAGGAAAUUUUAUAGCUAACUACUUGGGCCAAUUACAUGUUCGCGGGGCGUUGUCGAAGCCGAUUAAACUAUCUUUUGAAAUGAAUACGCCCAACUUUAAUAAUGAAAAAUGUGCUACAACCUAGCCCAACUACCAUACCAGAUCAUUUACACCAAUAAUUAGUCCCAUUUUACCCAAAAUUUUCAUAAUUUAGAGAAUAAAUCUUUAAAAUUCACUAAGAUUAGCGCUUUAUUCUUAAAGUUUCAUAAAUCCUCCUUAUUCUUGAAUUAAAAUUCCUUAACUUCAAAGGGGUAAAAUUGGAUUUGGGGUGUGACAUCAUGGGUCUAAGUGCAAAUAAGAGUUAGUUUGGAGAGCAAAAUAUAAUUAAUUAACCCAACAAACAAACAAAGAAAAAAAGACAGUCCUGCAGGUUUGAGUCGUUUGACCUUUUAUAAAUGUACAAGCCAAAAGAUGCCAAAACAUGGGCUGUUUGCACGUUCCACCUUUGAUUCCUCUCUCUUCCUCCCUAGCCUGUCUUUUAUAUAGUUGAUAGGUGUUAGGUAUUGAAACUUGAAAAGCAUUUUCAUUACUGAAGAACUGGGUUAUUCUAAACUUUUUGAGAGAGGAAAUGGAGCUACAAGAUCUGCUCAAAAUACCAUUCAAUCCACUCCUCUUACUUGUUUUUCUCAUCCCUUUUCUCUAUGUUUUCAAGCGUAUUAGAAAUGGCAAACCCAAUUUACCUCCAUCCCCACCAAAGCUGCCAAUCAUCGGUAACCUACACCAGCUUGGCACACUCCCACACCGCUCUCUUCAAGCCCUUUCUAACAAGUAUGGCCCUCUAAUGUUCUUGUACUUGGGCAAUGCUCCUACCCUUGUGGUGUCAUCGGCUGAUAUGGCCAAAGAAAUGAUGAAGACAAAUGAUAUCACUUUCUCAAACCGGCCCAAAACCACAGCUGCCAAUAUCUUAUUCUAUGGAUGCAAAGACGUUGCGUUCUCACCCUAUGGUGAUUAUUGGAGACAAGCAAGGAAAAUUAGUGUGCUUGAACUUUUGAGCCUCAAAAGUGUGCAAUCGUUCCAGUAUGUAAGGGAAGAAGAAGCUGGAGUAUUGAUCAACAAGAUACGUGACUCGUGUCUCAAAGGAGCUUCUGUUAAUCUAAGUGAGAUGUUGAUUGCAACCUCCAACAACAUAGUCUCUAGAUGCAUCGUUGGACAGAAGUUUGAAGGAGAAAAUGGUAAGAGCAGGUUCGGAGAACUAUCAAGAAGAGUAAUGGUUCUAUUUGUAGCAUUUUGUUGUGGAGAUUUUUUCCCUUCUUUGGGAUGGAUUGAUGUUCUUACGGGAUUAAUUCCGAGUCUAAAAGCCACUUUUAGAGAAUUAGAUGUUUUUUUUGAUCAAGUGAUUGAAGAACAUCAGACAAAGAAAAGUGAUGGUGACCAUCCUAAUAGUCUUGAUUUCGUGGAUAUUCUCCUCCGACUUCAAAAGAAUGACAUGCUCGACUUUGAGCUCGCCAAAGACAACCUCAAAGCAAUUCUAGUGGAUAUGUUUGUAGGAGGAACUGAUACAACCGCAGCAGUUUUGGAAUGGUUAAUGGCGGAGCUUAUAAAUAAUCCAGGUAUCAUGAAGAAAGCACAAGAAGAAGUGAGAAGAGUGGUGGGCAAGAAGUCAAAGAUAGAUGUGAAUGAUAUCAACAAAAUGGAUUACUUGAAAUGUGUCCUUAAAGAAACUGUACGACUACAUCCACCACUUCCUCUUUUGGUACCUCGAGAGACAAUAACAAGUGUGAAAAUUGGAGGCUAUGAUAUUCCCCCCAAAACAAGAGUAUAUACCAAUACAUGGGCAAUCCAAAGGGACCCUAAGGUAUGGGAGAGGCCAGAAGAGUUCCUACCGGAGAGAUUUGAAGGCAACCCAGUUGAUUUUAAAGGCCAAGACUUUGAAUUCAUCCCAUUUGGAGGUGGGAGAAGAGGAUGCCCGGGAAUGACAUUUGGUGUGGCUUCAGUUGAAUAUGUGGUCACCAACCUCUUGUGUUGGUUUGAUUGGAAGUACUUGCCGAGUGGUAAUGUGGAGGGGGAGGACUUGGACAUGACUGAAAUUAGCGCUCUCACUGCGUCUAAGAAAAUUCCUCUUCAUCUUGUUCCAAUACUUCACUCUCCUUGAUCUAUGCAUCAAGAGAUUCAUGGUUGUGCUCAUAAUGUAGUUUUUCUUCAUUCUGCUUAAGAAUUUUCUGUUUUUCCUUAAUGAAAUUAGUGCAAGGGGAUUUCACUUUCGAUUACAAUAAAAGAAGCUUCAAUGAUAUCAGAAACUUUCAUGCUA
Molecule: messenger RNA, 2388 nt
Organism: Corylus avellana
Lineage: Eukaryota; Viridiplantae; Streptophyta; Magnoliopsida; Fagales; Betulaceae
Product: phenylacetaldehyde oxime monooxygenase CYP71AN24
Molecular function (GO): monooxygenase activity; oxidoreductase activity, acting on paired donors, with incorporation or reduction of molecular oxygen; iron ion binding
Source: RefSeq, a predicted model, not a curated record